This is a messenger RNA of Ornithodoros turicata, 552 nucleotides long. RefSeq lists its product as uncharacterized. The record is from RefSeq and is a predicted model, not a curated record. NCBI's taxonomy places the organism in Eukaryota, Metazoa, Arthropoda, Arachnida, Ixodida, Argasidae. The transcript has 7 exons. Bases 1 to 477 code for a protein of 158 amino acids.
AUGGUCAAUGUCAGAGCAACGGUUCCUGUAGACGGUAAUGUGCUGUGCGUCCUUGUCGACGCCAUUGGAGGAUGCGAGGACUACAAACAUAUCAGACACAAUGGAUCAUUGGCUACCUGCAGACAUAUGUGCACUCCAAAGAAGGAAACUUCAUGCUAUCGUAAUGAGUGGGAGCAAGAGCCAUGUCUUAUUUUUGACCAAGCUACUUUCGGCAAGUGCUACGAUGGGGUAUGCUACGAUGAGUCAGUGUAUGAUAGGUUGGCCAAGCUAAAACCGCCUAAGACUGGGAUGCCAUGCGGACAAGGGCACGACUAUUUAUAUAAUUCCAGGGGACCAUUCGGCUGCCAUUUUUACUGCUACGCACGUCCCCACAACAUCGCAAGACGUCCCGACGGCAAUGUCUGUCUGAAUCCGAGGACGACGCUCAAGGGUGGAUGUAAAAGCGGCUACUGCGUAGCUGGUUACCAGAAAAUUUGAGCAGAGACAAGCGUCAGAAUGACAUUUGUAUGUAAAGAACUGUCUUCCCCAAUGCCAUUAAACGCAACAUUCAUC